This is a messenger RNA of Pipistrellus nathusii (Nathusius's pipistrelle), 1836 nucleotides long. NCBI's taxonomy places the organism in Eukaryota, Metazoa, Chordata, Mammalia, Chiroptera, Vespertilionidae. The record is from the annotation of a GenBank genome assembly.
AUGAACUUGCACAAUAACAACACAGCGUUGACGUUGUUGCCAAACCUCAGCUCUCUCUGGGUGCCGGGGUCCCCGGGUGCGGGGCUGCCCCCGGGCACAGCCACCGACCCGGGCGGCUACACCGUGUCUCAGGCCUCGGGGAGUCCCUCUCCCGCCAAUGGCACCCUCAGCGACCCCCUGGGCGGCCACGCCCUCUGGCAGGUGGUUCUGAUCGCGGCCCUCACCGGGGUCAUCGCCCUGGUGACCAUCAUCGGCAACAUCCUGGUGAUCGUGGCGUUCAAGGUCAACAAGCAGCUGAAGACCGUCAACAACUACUUCCUGCUGAGCCUGGCCUGCGCCGACCUGAUCAUCGGGGUCUUCUCCAUGAACCUGUUCACCACCUACAUCAUCAUGGACCGCUGGGCGCUGGGCAACCUCGCCUGCGACGUCUGGCUCUCCAUCGACUACGUGGCCAGCAACGCCUCCGUCAUGAACCUGCUGGUGAUCAGCUUCGACCGCUACUUCUCCAUCACCCGGCCGCUCACCUACCGGGCCAGGAGGACCACCAAGAGGGCCGGCAUGAUGAUCGGCCUGGCCUGGGUCAUCUCCUUCGUCCUCUGGGCGCCCGCCAUCCUGUUCUGGCAGUACUUCGUGGGCAAGCGCACCGUGCCCCCCGGGGAGUGCUACAUCCAGUUCCUCAACGAGCCCACCAUCACCUUCGGCACGGCCAUCGCCGCCUUCUACAUGCCCGUCACCAUCAUGACCAUCCUGUACUGGCGGAUCUACAAGGAGACGGAGAAGCGCACCAAGGAGCUGGCCGGGCUGCAGGCCUCGGGCACGGAGGCCGAGACGGAACACUUCGUGCCCGCCGCCACCAUGGGCAGCUCCCGGAGCUGCAGCAGCUACGAGCUCCAGCAGCAGGGCCCCGGGGCCCGCUCGGGGCGCCGGCGGUGCGGCGGAGGCUGCUGCGACCUCUGGGUGCCCGCCAAGACCUGGGAGCCCAGCGCCGAGCGCGUGGUGGACCGGGACCACAGCAGCAGCGACAGCUGGAACAACAACGACGCGGCCGCCUCCCUGGAGAACUCGGCGUCCUCCGACGAGGAGGAAGAGGAGGAGGAGGACAUGGGCUCCGAGACCAGGGCCAUCUACUCCAUCGUGCUCAAGCUGCCGGGCCACAGCACCCUGCUCAACUCCGCCACCGCCGCGCCCCCGUCCCCGGACAGCCUGCGGGUGCCCGACCCGGAGCUGGGCGCGGUGGGCACGGCGGCGGAGAGGAAGGCGGGCAAGCUGCAGGCCCAGAGGAGCAUGGACGACGGGGCCCGCUUCCCAAAGAGCUUCCCCCCCAAGCUCCCCAGCCAGCUGGAGUCGGCCGCCGAGCCGGCCAAGGCCUCCUCCUCCUCCGACGCCAACUCCUCCUUGGGGAGGACCGGGGCCACGGCCACGCUACCUCUGUCCUUCAAGGAGGCCACCCUGGCCAAGAGGUUUGCCCUCAAGACCCGGAGCCAGAUCACCAAGCGGAAGCGCAUGUCCCUCAUCAAGGAGAAGAAGGCAGCCCAGACGCUCAGCGCCAUCCUGCUGGCCUUCAUCAUCACCUGGACGCCCUACAACAUCAUGGUCCUGGUGAGCACCUUCUGCGAGAGCUGCAUCCCCAAGAGCUACUGGAACCUGGGCUACUGGCUGUGCUACAUCAACAGCACCGUGAACCCCGUGUGCUACGCGCUCUGCAACAAGACCUUCCGCACCACCUUCAAGUCGCUGCUGCUCUGCCAGUGUGACCGGAGGCGCCGGCGCCGGCAGCAGUACCAGCAGCGCCAGUCCGUGACCUUCCACCGCUGUGCGCCCGCGCAGGACCUGUAG